AAUGAGUGACAUUUAUAGCGAAGCGGCCAUGCUGACAGGGUUCCCCAUCCCAUUUUUAAAAUUUUGUUUCCGUUUAAUUGAACAUUGCAUUACCUUUUUUCGUACUGAACUCAGCCCUGAAGGACGACACACCACACCACUUGUUUUAACGGUUCUCUCUUCUAACUUCUCACGUUCUCCACCACUUUGUUCCAGGAGCAAGAAAGCUAGCUGUGCUCUUUAGUGUUGGCGUCCACACUGGCAUCCUUUGGCCCGCUCUGAGGUGAACAAGAAAUAAACCACAUCAAAGACGAGGUGAUUGGGUGGUGAUACCAGAGGCGGAAGCUAGUCAAAAUGCUUCAGGACAUUGGUGCUAGAGCCAUGGGGGUUUAUGAGUAUCUCUUGAAGGGAACAGACCCGCGACUAUGGAGUUACCCACUCAUGGGGAGUCCGGUGAACAUGUCGGCCAUCUUGCUGACCUACAUCUUCUUCGUGCUGGUUGCUGGGCCUCGCUUCAUGGCCAACCGCAAGCCCUUCCAACUCAAGGAGGCCAUGAUCACUUACAACUUCUCCAUGGUGGCAUUGAACGCCUUUAUUGUCUAUGAGUUCAUGAUGUCAGGCUGGGCCACGACAUACACAUGGAGAUGUGACGCCGUUGAUUACUCGGACAGCCCCCAAGGCCUUAGAAUGGUUCGAGUGGCCUGGUUAUUCUUGUUCUCCAAAUUCAUUGAGCUCUUGGACACGGUGUUUUUCGUUCUGAGGAAGAAACAUGGCCAGAUCACCUUCCUGCACGUCUUCCACCACUCUUUCAUGCCCUGGACCUGGUGGUGGGGUGUCAGUUUAGCUCCCGGGGGAAUAGGCUCUUUCCAUGCCAUGGUGAAUUGCAUCGUCCACGUCAUCAUGUACUCUUACUACGGCCUGUCUGCGGCUGGACCACGCUUCCAAAAGUUCCUCUGGUGGAAGAAGUACAUGACCGCCAUCCAACUGGUUCAGUUUGUGAUGGUGUCCCUCCACGUCACCCAGUAUUACUUCAUGGACAGCUGUGACUACCAGGUCCCCCUGUUCAUCCACCUCAUCUGGAUGUAUGGUACCUUCUUCUUCGUGCUCUUCUCCAACUUCUGGUACCAGGCAUAUGUGAAGGGAAAGCGGUUGCCUAAGCAGGACUCCAAGCCUGGCCUCAACGGCAAGGCCAACGGGACCACCAUGGUCGCCAAUGGCAAGCACCACAAGAAAGGUAACAGUAAUGGCACAAGCAACGGUUCCAGUCACCACGAAAAUGGCAGUGCCCAUGCGGGCAAGAUGAAGAAGUCCUAGGGUCUUCAGAAAAGAACAUCCGAGACGCGUGAAUACGAGAUCCCGCACAAACUACUGUGGAUUCCAAAGAAUGUUUUGGUUAUGUUUAUUUUCUGAUCAUUUUUAGUUUUAUUCAGCACAAAAAGCUGGGGAAAUGACGAGGUCAAUGACUUCUGCGGUUGGGGUCCCACAUUUCGUUUAUUUUUUAUUUUUUAAACUGAACUUACUAUGGAACACAAUUUAUGAAGAGACAUGCUAUGACCUGAUAUCUCUUUACUGAUGUUGCCACCUAUGAUAAAGAUGAGCAAUAAUGACUAUAUAAAAUAAAUCAUAAAAAUACUGAGCUAUAUUGUAUAAAAAAAAAGGGAAAUAUUAUUUUAUACUAAAAGAAAGAGCUUUUGUUUAACAAGUAAUACUCUUUUUUUCUAAAAAAAGGUAAGGUUCAAAAUUGACACCUCUAAAGAUUAUUGUAAAUAAAGUAGUCAAAAGUUUAGUAUUUGGUCCCAUAUUCCUAGCACACAAUGGCCACAUCAAGCUUGUGACUCUACGAACUUGUUGGAUGCAUUUGCUGUUUUUGAUUGUGUGUCAGAUUAUUUUGUGCCCAAUAGAAAGGAAUGGUAAAUAAUGUAUUGUGUCAUUUUUAUUGUAAAUAAGAAUAGAAUGUUUCUAAACACUUGAUUAUGGAUAAUGCUAACAUGAUUAUCAAUAAUCCUGAAUUAAUUGUGAAUAAUGAUGUGUGAAAGGUACAGGGGGUCAAAGAUCAUACCACCAAGACAUGCUAAUCGCUCACCAUUUCCAAAAACGGGAAAUUCGAUGUCUUGGCAUUAUCUUUGACCCUCUGUAACUUUCUCACUCAUCAUUGUUCAACCAACCCACAUCUCUUUGUGUGGGGGAGGGGCCUGGUUCAGGGUUGGACUAGGGCAAACACAUAAUACCGGUAUAUGAGUUUGACUUUGAGCUGGUGACAUGUGUACUGUAAAUUACCUAAUAAUGCCAACGACACAACCUCUAAUGGUAAUGACUACCUGGAAAUGUCUACAGUAUCUAUGACGUGUCGAGGCUAAUGCCAUUCUUACUUCACAGGGCUGUAAGUCCAACAACCUCAAUGAGUUGGUAAAUGACCUGCUUGUCAUGACAGAGCAACAUUAUGGUGCUUCUUUCAAAGCGUUUUUGUGAGACCUUGACACUGUAAAUAAAGGUGGACAUUGUCUCCUUACAUCUGCUUGGAUACUGAUCCUGACGGAAAAUGGAACUUUAUACCUUGAUUUCCACAAGCAUUUCAAACAAUGUUUGACAAAUCCUUGUAUGAUUGUCCUUUGUGUUCAUGUUUAUUCACCCUAGGUUGACUGUAAUGCAUUUUGGGGGUAAUCGAGAGGAAUUAAAAUACAUCCGAAUUUUACAACGUUA
Messenger RNA from Oncorhynchus kisutch (coho salmon), 2679 nucleotides. It is a transcript of the gene elovl1b, whose product is annotated as ELOVL fatty acid elongase 1b. The transcript has 9 exons. Bases 334 to 1293 code for a protein of 319 amino acids. NCBI's taxonomy places the organism in Eukaryota, Metazoa, Chordata, Actinopteri, Salmoniformes, Salmonidae. Gene Ontology annotation, cellular component: endoplasmic reticulum; endoplasmic reticulum membrane. The record is from RefSeq and is a predicted model, not a curated record. Gene Ontology annotation, molecular function: fatty acid elongase activity. Gene Ontology annotation, biological process: fatty acid elongation, polyunsaturated fatty acid; sphingolipid biosynthetic process; fatty acid elongation, monounsaturated fatty acid.